AUGAGCCACGACAUGGGAAGCAUGGAUAGCGGCGGUGCCGCGUGCAAGGUGGAGAUGCUUUGGAACUGGAACACAAUUGAUGCGUGCUUCCUCGCCGAAUCAUGGCAAAUCCAGAACUCGGGCAUGAUGGUUGCCACCUGCAUCGGCGUCAUCCUGCUAGUCGUCCUUGUCGAGUUCUUCCGUCGCAUGGGCAAGGAGUAUGAUGCUCUACUACAACGGCAAUUCCACCGCCAGGCGACAACUCACGGCGUCGCCAUGGCCGCCGCGGGCUGCACCGGCGCCGUCAUGCCCACGCGGCAAACCCUCACCUACCGGGCCUCGCCUCUGCAGCAGCUGGUGCGCUCCGUCAUUCACGCCAUGACUUUUGCGGGCGCCUACAUCAUCAUGCUGCUCGCCAUGUACUUUAACGGAUAUGUCAUCAUCAGCAUCUUUAUCGGCAGCGGCCUGGGCAAGUUCUUUUGUGACUGGUUGGUGGUCAAGAUUGAUCUUGAGGGGCUGGAGGGUGACGAGAGCAAGCCCAAGGGCAUCGAGGAGACGACAGUCUGCUGCGGUUGA
This is a messenger RNA of Fusarium keratoplasticum, 555 nucleotides long. Its product is annotated as Copper transport protein. Gene Ontology annotation, molecular function: copper ion transmembrane transporter activity. Gene Ontology annotation, cellular component: membrane. NCBI's taxonomy places the organism in Eukaryota, Fungi, Ascomycota, Sordariomycetes, Hypocreales, Nectriaceae. Bases 1 to 555 code for a protein of 184 amino acids. The transcript is spliced from 2 exons. Gene Ontology annotation, biological process: copper ion transmembrane transport. The record is from RefSeq and is a predicted model, not a curated record.